Geosmithia morbida is the source of this 3009-nucleotide messenger RNA. RefSeq lists its product as uncharacterized. The record is from RefSeq and is a predicted model, not a curated record. The transcript has 2 exons. NCBI's taxonomy places the organism in Eukaryota, Fungi, Ascomycota, Sordariomycetes, Hypocreales, Bionectriaceae. The coding region runs from base 1 to 3009 and encodes 1002 amino acids.
AUGUCCGACCUAUCGCCUCGGGGCGUUCGAUUCUCUGCCGCCGCCAAUGUAGACGACUCUGUCAACCCCGAGGCCCUCCACAGCAACAACGCCAACUCCCUACCUCCCAGGAAGCUGGUAGAGCGACCUGGGCACAUCUCCCUCCCGUCGCAAAACGGCUCCGACCUACAUCGCAUGGACCAUCCUGACGAUGUCGCAAUAUAUUACACGGACAGUGUGGCCGUCAACGGCGGCGGCGGGCUGGUAGCAUCAUCCCUGCCUCCUCCGUCCGUAAAUGGCGGGGGUGGUACCGUCAUAAAAAGGCAGCGCAGCGUGUCAUCGGCCGCAGCAGCAGCAGCAGCGGCGGCGGCCGCCGCCGCCGCCACAAAUGGUGCCAACAACGGCACGACCUCAGAAGACGGUUAUCCCAAUGGCGCACGGCCUCAACGUCCCUUGGGCCCCAUGAGGACCCCUUCCAGCACAUACAACCCCGCCACAUCGCGAAAGCCGGGCAUCAUCCAGCCCACCGCCCCCUUUGCCGAGUCGAUACGUUCCUCGUCCAAGACGCGCGUGCGACAGACUGAGAGCCGCUUUCGUGCCCAGGAGCGCGCCUACGUCCAGAAGCUCCGCCAGGAUAAUAACGGCGAGUACUUUGCCUCGUAUCAGAAUGUCAACGGCAACGACUCGGACUCGGAAGGUGAGACCCCUUCGUCAGAGGGCCCAUUUGAGGACCGCUUCGACCAGGAGACCAUCAUGUUCUACGGAAACGACAACCAGCAGCCCACAGACGAGGACCUGGCCGAUGCCCAGAGUCGAGAGCGCCUCGAGUGGCACGGUAUGCUCGAGACCGUCCUGACGGGUGACGUUGUCCGCCAGGAGAAGAAGCGCCUCAUCGGUUCCUCAGACCAGCAGGCCGGCAAGUCAGCUUACCGCUCGGAGCUGUGGCUGGGCAUCCGCUCCAAGGUAUGCGGCAGGCAUUUGCCCGUCCAGCGCCGCAUGGUUGAGGAGGCACGCUCAACCCUCAACAGCACCAUCGACGAUAUCAUCAACUUCUCCGUCAAGGGAGAGUCCGAGGUCGGUAAACCCCCUCACGAGCAGGUCAAGGACAUUGUUGCCAAAAUUGAGCGCUGCGAGGGCCUCUACCCCUCGUGGAAGACUCUCAUGACUGAGCACAAGUCGGCUGCCUCAACAUUAUUCCAGGAGGCCCACGACUCCAUCGUAUCCUGGUACAACACGAACGAAAUGAUCAACACGGAGCUUGCCAUUCUCAAGAAGUGGGUCGGUAACGACGAUCUCGACUUCCAUCGGACCAAGCAGCGCUCCCCCGCCGUCAACGGCAUCAACAACGACGAAACCUUCCUUGACCGCCUCAUGAAGGAGGACGGUCUACGCUCCCUCUACUACGACACAAAAGACGACGAGAAGAAGGGCAUGUUGCGCCCCAUCUCGUCCAUCAUCCAAAAGGCCAAGGACACCCUCAUCCGCAACUCAGCCACCUUCCAGAAGCGUCACCUACCCCCUUACCUGGAGGAACUCCUCACCCUCAUCAGCUUCCCCUCGCGCCUCAUUGAGGAGAUCACCCGCACUCGCCUGGCCUAUGCCCGCCGCGUUAAGGAGACGGCCCAGCAGAACCCGCUCAUGCAGGAUCAGAUGAUCUCGCAGUUCCAGCUGCUUCUCAAGUUCGCCAUCCAGAUCAAGGAGGAGUUCCUGACAAUUGCCAACCCCGAGCCGGGUUGGGAGCUACCCCCCUUCAUCGACGAGUCUUUUGACCAGGUCGUCCUCGAGGCCCUCAAGUACUACUUCAAGAUGCUGAACUGGAAGCUCAGCGGCAAUAAGAACACCUUCAAAGAGGCCGAACUGCUCUUCCAGGAGUGGGACUUUGCCAACGAGAUCGGCAGCCACCUGCUGCGCGGCCACAUCGAGGUGGCCGAACAAUUUAGCUCUCUGACCUUCAAGGCUCUCAACCGCCUCAGCCAGACCUUUGAGAAGGAGCUGCAGGUGAAGCCUCGCGAGAGCCCGGCCGAGAUGAGCAAGCGCUACAAGGCCUGCCUCGACUCGGUUCGUAUCCGUCAACGCAUGCUGCAGCGCUUCUCCCGCAUGCUCAGCGACAAUUACGAGCACGCCUGUGACUUCAACGUGUCCUUCUCGCCCGAGCGCAUGCGCAAGUUCUACGACCAGCUGGCUGCCACGGGCCACUUCCAGGUCGAGACGACCAUAUUCGAGCAGGAUGGCCUGUACGUCAUCGCGUCGCCCGAUCUUCGUUCCCGUCUCGAGGACAUCCAGGCCAUCAUGGCCAUCACGUCCAAGGAGCGCUUCCCCGAGGACAUGUGCGAGCAGUACAUCCUCAUCGUGCGGCCCGAGGACACGUUCAACUGGUUCGCCGAGUCCGUCACGGUACCGCUCCGGGAUCAGAUCAUCGAUCUCAAACGUGGCCAGGCACGCCUUUGCACCGUGGGGUCGUGGGCCCUGCCCGACGCCAGGAGGGCCUUCCUUGCUGCCGUCGACAUGCACGUCGACCUGGUGCAGGAGUCGCGGCCCAACAUCCACAAGGUGAACACGCGCCUGAUGGAGAUCCGGAGGGUGGCGUACAAACUUUCCAACACAUUCAUGGACAGCGUGGAGACGAUCCGGAGACAGACCGAGGGCAAGGACUGCCAGGAACUCAUCCAGACGUGCUUCAUCUUCGCUACUGAGUUCGGUCAGCGCUCGCUCCUGUACAUGGACAGCAACAGGCGGCAGAUGAACAACCUCAAGCUCACCAAGCUGGCGCUCGACUGGGUCAGCUUCAUCUGCGACGACUGCAUGGCGUCGGACCGCAAGACGUUUCGAUGGGCCGUGCUGGCGCUCGAGUUCGCCAUGGGCAUGACGCGCGGGCGGCACAUUUUGGCGCUGGGCGAGGACGAGUACGCCACGCUGCGGGAUAAGGUGGCCGGGUGCAUGUCGCUACUCAUCUCGCACUUUGAUAUCAUGGGCGCGCGAUCUAACCUGGCGGCCCAGGCCGAGCGAGAACGGAUCGAGGCGCUUAAUUAG